ACGUCUCAAGUUCAACACGCACUCAAACUCGAUUUCCAUUUUCCAUGAUUUUCAGUUUUUUCGAUUUUUUUCUGCAUGAAAGUGUUCAGUUUCGGAUUUUGUUGUUUUUAAAUUCGGUGGUCUGGUUGAUUGGUAUCUUUAACCUUUUAGAUCUGCAUGCAAAAAUGCCGAAGAAUAAGAAAAAAUUCAACAAGAAAACCGCCACAACCUACGCUCUGAUCAACCGUAAUCUCCAGCCGAUCGGCGAAGAUGAGGAGAGCAGUGGAACUCUGGCAAAUUUAAGCAAAGAGGAGUUGUUAGCACGGAAGGAAGAAGAGCACAAAGUCGGAAUUUACUUCAACGAUAAUUAUGAUUACAUGCGCCAUUUGCGGGACGUGUCCAGCUACCAAGGCAGUUUGGAGCCUGUGGAGAAUUUCCGCAUGGGUUCCUCGGCGUCCGACGCCUUGCUGGAUGUCCUAUCCGUCGUGAGCGGACGCAGCAACCGUCCUAAACCGGCGAAACUCCCUCCCACCCUGGACUUCCUGACCACCCUCACCCCCGCACCCCCCUCUACCGCCGAACCCGUUGACGCCCCGCCCGACACGGACAUCAACGCCGCCAUGGCGGAGUCCUUCGCCUUCGACGACCCCGACAACCUCCUGGACGACGACUUCAUCGCGCAGGCCGACGGGCCCCUCCACCCCCUCCCGGGGGUUUCCUCUGCCAUGGACGAGGACGACGAUUUCCCGGGCGUGGAGGAGUAUGUCGACCCGACGCGGGGGAUCAGUCGCGGCGGGAUGGUGGGCGCCUGGCUGGAGCACCAACCCUCCGAGGAGGAGAUGGGGGAGGGGAAACCGGAGCGCUCGACGGGGGCGCUGAUCCGCGAGUGGGUGCGGCUGCACGGGGAGGAGGAGAUGGGAGAGCACCCGGAGCAGGAGGAGACGCGGUCGCGGCUGUCCAAGUACUCCAUGAGCAGUUCAGUGAUGCGGCGCUCGGCCGGGUUGAAGCAGCUGGAUGAGCAUUUCGAGCAGAUGUUUUCUCAGUACGAUGAAGAGGAAAUUGGUGGGCUGGAUUUGGAUGAUCACGAGGGCGCCAGCGACAAUCUGGUGCUGCGCACGAUGCUGACCGAACAGGCCAAAAAGAACGCUCCACCCGAUUCGAAUGCAGAAGAGGAAGAGAGCGAUACGGAGAGUGAAACGGGCGGGGUGGACGAAGUGGCCCUCAAGUUCCGCUACGAGGACGAUGCGCCGAACGAGAUGGUGAAGGUGGUCCUGGAGGAGGACGACGACACCUACGACUGCCAGUCCAUUAUCAGCCAUCGUUCCAACAAAUCCUACCAACCGAAAAUCCUUGAUCUGCCACGAAAGCCGAAACCGAUCCGGAUUAACAAUAAGACCGGCUUCCCGCUGCCGGAAGCGACGGAGACGCUGGAGGAGGCGGAGAGUGAGGAGGAGGAGGAUGUGUUGAGCCUGAUCUCCAGUCUGAGCGUGGCGCGGCCGAAGAACGAGACGCCGGAGGAGCGGCGGAUGCGGAAACAGGCACUGAAGGGGCUGCGUCGCGAGCGGCGCGUGGAGAAGAAGGGCAAUCGGUUGGCCUUCGGGGUGGAGCGGGUGCAGCAGGAGCGCGCCGCCGCCAAUGUGGAGAGCCGGCGCAAGACCGUGGCCGUCGUGUAGAACGGUGGAAAAGCGGGAUUUUGUUGUUAUGGAACUGAUUAAAAAAAUGCUGGGUUGUUUGGGAGGAUGUGUGAAUUAAAUCCUCCUUGAGUAAUAUUGCGAAGAGUUAUAAAAAAAUGCAAAUGAAAAAAUAGAUUAAAAAGCAGCAAUAUUAAA
Paramacrobiotus metropolitanus is the source of this 1808-nucleotide messenger RNA. RefSeq names its product protein LTV1 homolog. Gene Ontology annotation, cellular component: preribosome, small subunit precursor; cytosol; nucleus. The transcript has 8 exons. Gene Ontology annotation, biological process: ribosomal small subunit biogenesis; ribosomal small subunit export from nucleus. The record is from RefSeq and is a predicted model, not a curated record. Lineage: Eukaryota; Metazoa; Tardigrada; Eutardigrada; Parachela; Macrobiotidae. The coding region runs from base 45 to 1652 and encodes 535 amino acids.